Schistocerca nitens (vagrant locust) is the source of this 923-nucleotide messenger RNA. RefSeq lists its product as uncharacterized. The record is from RefSeq and is a predicted model, not a curated record. The transcript has 2 exons. Bases 21 to 845 code for a protein of 274 amino acids. Lineage: Eukaryota; Metazoa; Arthropoda; Insecta; Orthoptera; Acrididae.
CGCGUGUUUUAAAAUUUGCCAUGACUUCUUGGUCCAAACAAAAUACACUGCAUUUUAUAGAGGCAGUGCGCAGGCAUCCCUGUAUAUGGGAUGUGAAAAUACGAGACUAUAAGAACAUUCUCAAAAGGUACGACGAGUGGGAGGAAAUUGCCAAGGCAUUUAACGUGUCAAGGAAGGAAUGUGAGGACAAGUGGCAUAAUUUAAAAAGCCAAUACAGUCGCGAGUUAGCGAAAAGGAAGAGCAGCAAAGGAACUGGAAGUGCUACAAGCAAUGUGUACCACACUUCAUGGUAUGCUUUUGAAAGUAUGCAGUUCAUAAGAGACAAUUACAAACCACUCUCUCAUAGGAGCACACAUGAAGUAGUACCAGUCAUGGAAGCCCCAGCCACGGAAGGAGAUGGUGAAGGAGAAGGAGAAGGAAGCAUUAGUUUCCCUUACGAUGUCACAGAAAUGGAGGAGGUGACAUUUGCCACGCCCCCAGAAGACAUUGUGGAAGUGGAAACCACUCCACUCAUCUCUGUGCCUCCACAUGAAAGUGGAUGUGCAACCGUGCCACCGUGUACCACUCCAAGUCCGAGUGGAAGUGGUAGAUCAAGUGCACUGAAGAGAGCCAGGAGAGACCUGGAUGAAGACCGAGAAGGUCUUUUACAGACCUUGAAAAAAGUUGGCGACAAUUUAGCAGGCAGGAAAAGGGACCAGUUUACCCACUUGGGUGACUUGGUCGCCAAUAAGCUUAGAUUUCUGUAUGAAAAUGGCCAUACUAGAAUUAUGGCAAGACUUGAAAACGGAAUCUACAGAUGUUUGCAGGAGGCAAACGAUGAACUAAUAGAUGCAAAUGCAACAUAAUUUAUGUAUUCCUUAAAAACCAUGUAUAAAUGUUGAAAUAUGCAUGUAAUGUGCUGUCAAGUACUAUUAAAUAAAACU